UCUGGUUUGUGACUUCAUUUUCAACGUACGCGACAGGUCGCUAUUCCUAUGCGAUAUCUGCAUUUGACAAUCUCGAAUCCGAAAAAGAUGGACAGUUAGCGCAUCCUUCGAAGUCGAACCUUGACCAGGGUUUCUACAAGCAUGACAGGUCCAUCUAGAACCCCGUGUCAUCCUUUGCGCAGAGGUUGAACCAAUGAGUAUAAGAACCAUGCUCUUCCUGCUGCAAGACUUCUCAAUAACAGCUUCAACUGCCUCAUUCUUCUAUCUCUCAAAGUAUUCUCACAAAAGCCAAAGACAACUUUCAGCAUGAAGUACCUCAGCCUCACCCUGGUUGCGAUGAUCAUCGGCACGGCCGUUGCAGCUCCUGCCCCAGAAGCCAAGCUUGAAACUCGUUGCUCUGCCGGUCUUUACCACUCCCGCGCUGCCUGCCAGGACGCUUGCGUCGGAGGCACGUGCGCCUACGGUGACUUGAUUGCCGUCUGCCACUGCUAGAUCGGAUUCCUGCUGGACGAAAAGAACUUCAUGGUCCUCGAAUGCUUGGUUCUGUGGGUAACAAGUGAUUGGUCAUGUAUAUUACUGGAAGCAAACCAUAGAUCUAAAUCUACUGCAAGAGAACGUUCAUGUGGA
Molecule: messenger RNA, 627 nt
Organism: Truncatella angustata
Lineage: Eukaryota; Fungi; Ascomycota; Sordariomycetes; Amphisphaeriales; Sporocadaceae
Exons: 2
Coding region: 307-492 (61 amino acids)
Source: RefSeq, a predicted model, not a curated record